AUGACUUUUGUCAUUGUUGAAUGGAAGGAUAGUGGGGUAUCUGUAAUAAACAGUUCAUGGUUGACACCUAUGAAAAAGGAGGCCUAUUGGCCACCUUGCAAGGAACAGAAAGUUUUCAAUAAAAUUAUUAAAGAACAAGAUCCACAUAUUAAUGGCUCUUGGGCAUUGCAUGAAGUGAAACGUUGUAUGUUUGAAACUGAUGACUUCGAAAAAGCAAAAAAGAAGUGUAUUGAAGCUGAAGACACAUCCAACUUGGAAUCUGAUGAUAUAGAUUCAAUUAGAAGAAGAAAACUGAGGGCUAAAAAAAAUUUCAGUAGCAGUGAAGAUGAUGAACCAUUGAGGAAAAUUAAAAAAAUACCAGAGCGCCCACCACGUUUUCAUCACAUUGUCACAAACAAUGCCCAAGAAAAUUCCUGUAAACCUAGUAAUCCUGAUUCAGUCCUAUCAAGUGGCACAAGUACCCCAACAUCGUCGUUCAGUUUAUUAAGCUCUACUCCUACUAACAAUGAUACCCACACUCUUGGCAGAUCAAUACAAGUUACCCCAGUUAGAACAAAUCUUGGAACUAAUACUAACAUCAACAACAGUCUAGGAUUUGAUCGCAAUAUACUGUCUUUGCUCUAUCACAUUAAAGAACAGAAUGAGCAGAUCCUGAAUCAUUUGAAUAAAAAACCUCCAGAAGUAGGAACACUGCCGAAUGAUUUACCAAUAGAAAUACCUCUCAAAGAAAUAGAACAAAUCGAAGAACUGGAAAUUUUCCUGAAAUCUGAUGUAAACUUGUCUGGAAUGGUAUCCUACCUAUCUACUCUGGGUGGUAAAGAUCGUACGUCCAAAACCAACAAUAUUUUGAGACAUUUACUUACCGACCAGCUGGCAACAUCCUUCAAUUUUCGAGGAAAAAGACAAAAAAGACCAUUUUGUGAACUUUCUUUGAGUGAUUGUAUAGUAAGAGCAGUAAAAAAAACUGAAAGUGCGACCAAUGCCCAAGUAGAAGCAAUAAUCAAAGUCUGGCUAAAGCAUGCACCACAACGUUGGAUGAAGAAAAAUGCUCAUUGA
Phaedon cochleariae (mustard beetle) is the source of this 1056-nucleotide messenger RNA. NCBI's taxonomy places the organism in Eukaryota, Metazoa, Arthropoda, Insecta, Coleoptera, Chrysomelidae. The record is from the annotation of a GenBank genome assembly.